Gekko japonicus is the source of this 1376-nucleotide messenger RNA. It is a transcript of the gene NIM1K, whose product is annotated as NIM1 serine/threonine protein kinase. Gene Ontology annotation, cellular component: cytoplasm. Gene Ontology annotation, molecular function: protein serine/threonine kinase activity; tau-protein kinase activity; ATP binding. The transcript is spliced from 3 exons. Gene Ontology annotation, biological process: microtubule cytoskeleton organization; protein phosphorylation; intracellular signal transduction. The coding region runs from base 43 to 1338 and encodes 431 amino acids. Lineage: Eukaryota; Metazoa; Chordata; Lepidosauria; Squamata; Gekkonidae. The record is from RefSeq and is a predicted model, not a curated record.
AGAGCUUGUUAAAGCCUGUGGAUAUGUGAUUGCCCCCGGACUAUGACCACAGGAGGUUCAGGGAACCAGAGAUAUGUUAAAUGGCACCGGGAAGACAGCGGAGAGGACUAUACGAAGACCGAGGUCUACGCCGACGAUGACCAGGGCCAGCCACGCCGGCUGACCCCUUUUGAGAAACUUACUCGGGAUAUGUCCCAGCAUCAGAAGGUGGUGAAAGAAUUAACUCUAGGGAAGAGGAUUGGAUUUUAUCGCAUCAGAGGGCAAAUAGGGACUGGGAAUUUCUCUCAGGUGAAGCUUGGGAUCCAUUCUCUCACCAAAGAUAAGGUAGCUAUCAAAAUUUUGGAUAAGACAAAAUUAGAUCCGAAGACUCAGCGAUUGCUGUCCCGUGAGAUUUCAAGCAUGGAGAAGCUGCACCACCCAAAUAUCAUCCGGCUGUAUGAGGUGAUGGAGACUUUCUCCAAACUACACCUGGUGAUGGAAUAUGCCAGCGGAGGAGAACUCUUUACUAAGAUCACAACCGAAGGGAAGUUGCCCGAAUUAGAGAGCAAGCUCAUCUUCUCCCAGAUCAUAUCUGCUGUUAAACACAUGCAUGAGAGCAACAUCAUCCACCGGGACCUCAAAGCCGAAAACGUGUUUUACACCAGCAACACUUGCGUGAAAGUGGGAGAUUUUGGAUUCAGCACUGUGAGUAAAAAGGGGGAAAUGCUGGACACUUUCUGCGGCUCUCCUCCUUACGCUGCCCCAGAGCUCUUCAGGGACGUAAGCUACACGGGUGUUUACGUGGACCUCUGGGCCCUGGGAAUCCUCCUGUAUUUCAUCACAACCGGCAUGAUGCCCUUCCGAGCAGAAACUGUGGCCAAACUGAAAAAGUGCAUUCUCGAGGGGACGUACGUCUUCCCACCAUUCCUGUCGGAACUUUGCCAGAAGCUGAUCCGGGGGAUUCUUCAGCCGGUCCCGUCGGAACGCUAUCCCAUCGAGCAUAUGAUGAACAGUGAGUGGAUGAGGGGCGUGCAGCAUCCAAAGCCCCUGGAGCCCUUUAAACUAGACCCAAAGCACUUGUCAGAGACUGGAGUGCUCCGAGAGGAAGAGGCAGAGGUGAAAAACAUCCUGAACAAGCUGGGAAUCACAGAGGAGCACAUUCAAAAUAACCGCGGGAGAGAUUCUCACAGUGCAAUCACAGGGAUCUACAGGAUUAUUUUGCACAGAGUACAGAAGAAAAGGGCCAUGGAGACUGUCCCCAUUAUUGUGGUACCAGAGCCCAAGGACUCAGAGAUAAGGAAAGGCCCUGCUACCUGUCGGGGCCUCAGACAUUCAUCAAAACUCUGCUUGAUUUUAUAAACCCUAGAGCCAGCUUGGCAUUCAGCACACUUUCUGGA